This is a messenger RNA of Rhododendron vialii, 1077 nucleotides long. Its product is annotated as ubiquitin-conjugating enzyme E2 30-like. The coding region runs from base 303 to 860 and encodes 185 amino acids. The record is from RefSeq and is a predicted model, not a curated record. Lineage: Eukaryota; Viridiplantae; Streptophyta; Magnoliopsida; Ericales; Ericaceae. The transcript is spliced from 2 exons.
UUCCUCGUCACCUUGGCUUUUGACAAAGUCUUCUGAGUAGACUCAUAAAGUCAAGUUCAGAAUUGUUUCUUUAUUGUUGAUGAAAACAAGAAUUUUCUACCCCAAGUCUCUCUCUCUCUCUCUCUCUAGUUUGUCAUCUUCAUGAUCAUCCACCUCUGCUGCAAUUAACAACUCUCUCUCUCUCUCUCUCUCUCUCUCUCUCUAGUUUGUCAUCUUCGUGAUCAUCAACCUCUGCUGCAAUUAAACAACCCCAAUUGAAGCCACAGGCCACCCCCUUAAACCAGAAAACCUUCCCAAAAAACAUGGAAGCAAAGAGUACGUUUACCUGUGCAAGGGAGAGGCUUGAAAUGGAGCUCAGAGAAAUCAAAGAGAAUCCACCAACACACAUCAGUUUUGGGCCUCGAAGUGAUGAUGAUGUAUUCAAAUGCCAAGGCAUCAUUAUGGGGGCUAUUGGCACCCCAUUUGAAGGUGGUAUCUUCCGCCUUUCCAUACAGUUCCCAAGUGAUUACCCUUUCAGCCCUCCUGAAGUAAAGUUCCUAACCAAGAUUUAUCAUCCGAAUGUAAAUGAAGAUGGCAAAAUUGACAUCAACAUAGGAGAACAGUGGACCCCUGCUUUCACUACGGAAACACUGCUGCUCUCUAUCUCCUCAAUGCUCACGUACCCAAUUCUUGAGCACACUGAAAAUGCAAUCUCAGAUCUUUAUCUGAACCACUAUCAACGUUACAACGCGAUUGCAAGAGAGUGGACCCAAAAGUACGCAAUGUCCGGAUUUGUGUCGAUUUCCCCUGAUGAUCAAUCGCUACAUUCCCUUGAUGCUCAAUUGCUACAUUCGGAAGUUGCCAGACUUUCGAUUGAGUGAGGGAUCAUCCUCUGGUCAUGCUCGUAAAAGGAUUGUCACACGCUGGUCGCCCCGCUGAAGGAAACAAAAAGGCUAAUCCUCAUGGAGGAUGCUUUUCUAAGCAAUAAUAGACAGGUGCAAAUCCUGGAUAAGUAAUGUUGCAUAGUAGUAAUGUCGACUUUUUAUCGCUUGAUGCAAUGAUUGAGUUAAUUAGAUGCUGGGAAAUUUCGAUGGUUAA